Ruditapes philippinarum (Manila clam) is the source of this 5081-nucleotide messenger RNA. Its product is annotated as probable Dol-P-Man:Man(7)GlcNAc(2)-PP-Dol alpha-1,6-mannosyltransferase. The coding region runs from base 64 to 1500 and encodes 478 amino acids. Gene Ontology annotation, molecular function: alpha-1,6-mannosyltransferase activity. The transcript is spliced from 10 exons. NCBI's taxonomy places the organism in Eukaryota, Metazoa, Mollusca, Bivalvia, Venerida, Veneridae. The record is from RefSeq and is a predicted model, not a curated record. Gene Ontology annotation, cellular component: endoplasmic reticulum membrane. Gene Ontology annotation, biological process: protein N-linked glycosylation.
GAAAAUAUCAGUCUCUCAAUAGUUGUCCCCCUUUAUUCUUCAUACGCCAUAUGUAUCGGAAAGAUGGGAGUGCCUUGGACAGAAUGUCUGUUGUGCUGUGUGGUAGUAAUGCAUGUGCUCGUCUGUCCGUACACCAAAGUUGAGGAAUCGUUCAAUAUACAAGCCAUACAUGACAUAUUGCAUUAUUCCACUAACAUCUCACAGUAUGAUCAUCUUCAGUAUCCAGGUGUUGUACCAAGGACAUUUUUAGGACCUCUUGUUGUAGCUAUCUCUUCAUCUCCAGUCAUUGGCGCGAUGUGGCUGAUGAAUGCUCCAAAAAUAUUUGAACAAAUUGUUGUAAGACUAUGUCUUGGAAAUGCAGUGUUAGUUGGUCUGUUGAUGUAUGCAGAUGCUGUAAAGAGUGUGUUUGGACGUCAGACGUCAAGAUUUAUGCUAAUUAUAACUGCCUCACAGUUUCAUUUCCUGUUUUACUCCUCGCGCACUUUACCAAAUAUUUUCGCCCUUGUUCUAGUUUUAUUUGCGGUAAGAUCCUGGCUAAAACAACUUCAUAGAUCCUUCAUAUGGCUAUCAGGGGCAGCAAUUCUGAUCUUCCGUGCAGAGUUAUCUCUCUUUCUUGGUAUUUUACUACUAUUGGAUUUAAUAAGGCAAAGAGUAUCCAUCAUAUACGUCAUCAAGACGGCACUUCCUGCUGCUAUUGUUUUACUAGCACUAACUGUUACAGUGGAUUCAUAUUUCUGGCAGCGCUGGUUGUGGCCAGAAGGGGAGGUGCUAUGGUAUAACACAAUACUCAACAAAAGCUCAAACUGGGGUACAUUACCAUUCCUGUGGUAUUUUUACUCGGCUUUGCCAAGGGCCUUGUCAUUUAGUAUAUUUCUUGUACCUGUAGGACUCUGUCUGUCUCCGAGGCUCAUGCAGCUUGUGUUACCUGCGUUGACGUUUGUGUUUCUGUAUUCAUUUUUACCACACAAGGAGCUGAGAUUCAUCAUCUAUGUCAUACCAGUGUGUAAUACAGCUGUGGCAGAGGCUUUACAUAAACUAUGGAUCAACAGGAACAAAUCUGUACUCAGAAAGUUGCUGGCAUUUGGUGCACUACUCCAUAUUUGUGGCAACAUUUUAACGUCGGGGAUAUUUCUGUAUACAUCGUAUCAGAACUAUCCAGGUGGUGAGGCAUUGCGGAGAUUUCAUGAGAUCGAAGCACCAACAUCAGCUAUACAUGUACAUAUUGAUGUUGCCGCGGCACAGACAGGAAUAACAAGAUUUGGUCAAUUGUAUCCCGAUUGGAUAUAUAAUAAAACUGAAGACUUAGUGCCAGGGGGGUCAGAAAUGAUGUCAUACUCUCAUCUUAUAAUUGGAAAUUCUACUAACUUAAAAUAUUAUGAAAAUAGCCAUAUUGUAAUAGACACAGUGGAAGGAUUUGAUGGGUUACAUAUUGACAGAAAUAAGCUGCCAUUCUUCUUCUGGAAACAUAAACCCAAAAUAUGGAUACUGAAGACAAUUUGAAGUGUAUUCAAAAAGUCAAUUUUCCAAAGAUACGAAGAUUAGACUCCUAUUUUCAUAUGUAGAUUAUUACAGGGUUGGUGAUCACAUGGCACUUGGUCACUGUUUAUGGUAUUUGUUAAUUUUUUGCUAUAUCUUUCAAUAUUUGAAUAAUACACACACACCACUACAAUAGGAAGAUAAAUAUUUAAAAUGGAAACAGUAAAUAGUUACCUGGAAUAUGGUACUUGUUUAUUUUUCAAAUAUUGAAUUUUUCAAAUAUUAAAAAAUAUAUUGAAAAAUAGACCUACUCCGUAAUUAAGAAUAUUUGAGUUUUUCCCAGCUAAUCCGUAGGUUCAUACAGUUGCAGCUUUGAAAAUAAGCACAACAGAUUUACUAUUGUGACAGGUAAUGCACUGUGAAGCUAUAACAGUAAAAGUUUGUACCUAUGAAUUAGCUAGGAAAAACCCACAUUUGCUGAGUUCUGGAUAACACCUAUAAGCAAAUACCAUUAGUGAUGGCCUAAUGAUACCGUAAACAAAAAAGUCACGUGUUCACACACAAUGUUAUUUUUUGCUGAAUGAAGUCAUUUAUUUUGGUUUUUGGGUGCAACAUAAUCAUGGGCAAAAAUUUCUCUAUAUUAAUUGAAGUUCUUAGGUUGACUACAUUUUGAUCUACCAGAUUGCAUUUUGGUAGAUAAAUUCUGAGUUAUAAAUCUAGCGUCCAUAUUUCCAGAAUUAUCUCCUUCUUAAACUUUGAAUUGUUGUUACUCUGAUUCUUUAACUUUCUUAUUUCUCUAUUUAUUUACUUCAAAUUUAAAAAAGACCUUCAUUAUCAAGACCUACUUCAUAUGUGAUUAGAUUUAUAAGACAUGUGUUUUCAUGAUUAUUUUCAUUUCAACUUGAAAUCUUUUUGAUUUUUCUUUUAAUUUUCUUCUUUCUGUUUACUGUUCUUUUUUGUGAUAAUCAAUGGUUUCUUUUAUAAACUUGAGAUAAUUGUUCUUUGUUACACUAACAUCAUGUAUGAAAAUGUUUAUAAGUCUAGCAUCUUUAAUUAUUUCAAGACUUAUUUCAUCUUAGUUUCAGAAUUUUGCUUUUAAAAAUGUUAUAUUCUGGUAACAACCAGGGUUGUUUAAAGAUUUAUCCUCAAAGCCUCUGUCAGUUGGUCUGUCUGCCUGUUUCUAAAAACUGUUUCCUGAGACACAAAUUUACUUAAAAUAGAGAAAAGUUGAAACAUCAGUUAUACAUAUUCAUCUUGAGAUAAUUGGAUCUUUUGAUUAACAUAUAACUUAGAUAAGACAAACUAAGAACUCAAAAGAUUUAGGUUUAUUCAUGUCAUUCAUUCAUUCAAUGACAUAAUUCAAUGACCAAUGGCCCUUCAGAAUGUUGUUUGGUUCUAACCGGUAGAGGACUUAUGGAUUGCUUGCAAUACUAUGAUAAUUGCUUGUUUUGAGUAAUAGAUUUUUUACAACAAUGAGAUACUGUACACAAUAGUACAUUUGAAACGUUUAUUCUAGUUGUUACAUUUGAAACACUUAAUCUUUAUGUCACAUUUGAAACAUUUAUUAGACGUUACAUUUAAAACAUUUAUUAGACGUUACAUUUGAAACAUUUAUUCUAGAUGUUACAUUUGAAUCAUUUAAAAUAUUCUAGAUGUUACAUUUGAAAUAUUUAUUCUAGAUGUUACAUUUGAAACAUUUAAUCUAUCUAUAUGUUACAGUUGAAAUGUUACAUUUGAAACAUUUAUUCUCUAUGUUACAUUUGAGACAUUUAUUCUUUAUACUACAUUUGAAACAUUUAUUCUAUAUGUUACAAUUGAAACAUUUAUUCUAGACGUUAUAUUUAAAAUUUUAUUGUAGACGUUACAUUUGAAACAUUUAUUCUAGAUGUUUCAUUUGAAACAUUAAUUCUAUAUGUUACAUUUGAAACGUUUAUUCUAGACGUUAUGAUUGAUAACUACUUUGUAAAAUACCAUUAUUCUUAUGGUAAAAUUGAUAUUCCUGAUUUCAAGUGGAUUGUAUUUGAGCUACAGAACUAGGUAAUUUCAUUGAUUUAGCAUUCAGGCUUACCUGUAUGUUAUGAUAAAGUGUUACAUACCUGUAUUGUGAAUAAAGAAGAAAAAACAUGUUGGCUUUUACAUGAUCUCCAGAACAACCUUUCUUUCAGUCUCAUCUUCAAAUAGGAAAUAACUUUAUAAAUGUGAUAUAAUUAAUUUAAAAAAAAGAGGCAAAUAUAUGACAAACCUUUUUGAUGAUUCGUUCGUUUCUUUCUUUCUUUAAAAAUAUAUUAUGCUCAAAUUUGAUAAUUGAAUAUAGUGAUAAUUGCUUUGCAGUCCCUUUUUGAAUGAAAAAUUAGCAUCCUUUGAAUACACACAGAGAAGAAAUAUUACGUUUUAAACUCUACAUGUCAGACGUAACACAAUAUGGAUACUUAGUGUCAUAAAAAAACCGGCAGUAUAUAAACUUAACCAGUAAUUUAAACUUCCUAAACAUUUUAUGCAUUCUCCUGUUCAAAUUAUACAUUUUCAGUUUGAAUUUUCCUAGAUUUCAAUAAAUUUCUGAUAUAAAAGUAUAUCUGAAAACGUUUGAGAAAAAUUUUGUUGUUAAGGGAAAUUUUAGGAUUGAAUUCUCAAUAUUGUGACAGAAUUUAAUUAGAUUGUUUGCAGAGCCACAAUAUUUUAAUUAAAUGUAAAUGCAUAAGUAUGAGAAUUAAUUUCAAAAAUAAUUAUAUAUAGGGUGAUUAUAAGACUAUCUUGAUUUGUCUGGCGUGAAUAAUGUGCGAACUAUAUUGUAGUCAGUGUGUUUAAUUACGCUGAAUGGGAUUUUGUAUAAAAAAAAUCUAUGAGGAUUAGAUAAUAAUACUUCCUUGUAAUUUUGAUAUUCAAUCUAUUAUUAAAUGUCAUGUAAUGACAUUCAGGUCAAUAACCUAAUCCCAGAUUACACAUAUAUGUGAAUUAUGCAAUACUUUUUUUCUUUGUCUCAUGUCAUUUUUAGCUCGACUUUUCUAUGAAAAGGGGAGCUAUCCUACUCGCCCCGGCGUCGGCGUCGGCGUUAGCGUUAGCGUUAGCGUUGGCGUCACACCUUGGUUAAGUUUUUCGUACCACCCCACUUUAUUUCAGAAGUAUUACAAGUAUGGCUUUGAAACUUACCAUACUUGUUCACCAUCAUAACCUCCAUCUACAGACAAGAGUACAUAACUCUGUCAAGGUUUUUGACAGAAUUAUGGCCCUUUUUUGACUUAGAAAGUGUAUUGAGCUUGGUUAAGUUUUUUGUACCACCUCACUUUAUUUCAAAACCAUUGGAGGUAUUGCUUUGAAACUGACCAUACUUGUUUACCAUCACGACCUUCAUCAACAGACAAGAGGACAUAACUCUGUCAAGGUUUUUGACAGAAUUAUGCCCCUUUUUGACUUAGAAAAUACAUUGAAUAUGGGGGUAAAAUCCACUUAUUGCCUUAACCCUUUGAGAUAUUGCUUUGAAACUUUUAAUGCUAUUUCACAUCAUUACCCCCAUCUGUACGCAAGAGAAGGUAACUCUGUCAAGGAUUUGUUUUAAAAAUUAAGGCCUUUUAUCGACUUAGAAUCUUGGUUAAGUUUUUUUGUACCAC